GCCAGGGGCCGCGCCGGGCUCCUCCGCCGCAGCCUCUUCCGAGAACGCGGCCGUCCCAGGCCCGGCCUCCGCCACUGCCCCCACCGGGGCCCAGCGCACUGCCUCGCACGGUGGCAGCGACUCCUCUUCCUCUUCGUCCUCGUCCUUCGCCUCUGGACCGACGGCUGCCACCACCUUUACCGGCUCAGCAGACGCUUCGACAGCCGCCAUCUUCCCGGAAACACCGCCGCACGUCAGCCGCGCCCCCUCGCUGCCAUGGCAACGGCGCGCUGUCCGGGAAACCCGAAGGGGCGGGUGGGCGGGGCUACACGUCAGAUGGUUCGCGGUCACCAGAGGCGGGCCUUCCCAAAUAAAAUCGGGCCAAUAAUUUUUUAUUGAGCGCCUAUUGUGAAUCAGACACUGGAUGCACUAAGCGUUGGGGAAACGGAUGAAUGAAGCCGGGACAAGACCUUCGGUGUGCGUCUAGUGUGGCCCUUGUCCUGGCUCCCCGCGGGUGGGUCGUCUGUUCCUAAUCUGUACGUUUCUGGAGACCCUGAGAUAUGAAGGGCUGCCGGGAUUAUGCUCUUCCCCUGUUUCUCCGGAGUGCAGAUCCCUUGGCCGAAGGGCCACGUUCCCCCUUCUUCUAAAGCCUUCCCCACCAUAUAAGGAGAGGCAGCUGCUGGGGGCGUCCCCAGGAUCUAAAGAUAGCAGUCCCUGCCUCAGGACUCCAAAUGCCACCGGGUAGCGGGAGCCGCCAUGGCAAGUCUCCCCUCUCCCACCCCUAUGAAGCCCCACCGCAACUCCUCUGCAGGCAGCAUGCCCGGACGCUGUGGUACGACCGGCCCAAGUAUGUGUUCAUGGAGUUUUGUGUUGAGGACAGCACCGACGUCCAUGUGCUCAUUGAAGACCACCGUAUUGUGUUCAGCUGCAAGAAUGCCGAUGGAGUGGAGUUGUACAACGAGAUUGAAUUCUAUGCCAAGGUGAACUCCAAGGACUCCCAGGAUAAGCGCUCUGGUCGCUCCAUUACUUGCUUUGUGAGGAAAUGGAAGGAGAAGGUGGCCUGGCCCCGACUCACCAAAGAAGAUAUCAAGCCGGUGUGGUUAUCUGUGGACUUUGAUAACUGGAGGGACUGGGAAGGGGAUGAAGAAGUGGAGCUGGCUCAGGUGGAACAUUACGCAGAGCUUUUGAAGAAGGUUAGCACCAAGAGACCUCCCCCUGGCAUGGAUGACCUGGAUGAUGAUUCUGACAGCGCUGACGCAACAAGUAAUUAACUUCUGUGACAGCAGAGCUGGGGAAGAAGUUGGGGCAUCAUCCAGUAGCUCCAAAAAGCUAGGGCCAGGGUCUUUGCCAGCUCUUCAGCUGUGGGGAUCUGGGAUCUCUGAACUUUCCUAGAAGCUCUUUCUUUUUUAAAAAGUUUAUUUGAGAGAGAGUGUGUGUACACACACAUGUGAGCAGGGGGAGGAGCAGAGGAAGAGGAAAAGAGAAUCCUAAAGCAGGCUCCCUGCUGAGCGUGAAGCCUGACAUGGGCUCAGUCUCAGGACCCUGCUGAGAUCAUGAUCAAGAGUCAAUUGCUUAACCCACUAAGCCAACCAGGUAUCCCUUUUUUGAAGCUCUUUUUAAGGAUCCUCUUCAUAUUUUUUUUCUUCUUCCUAGGCACCUGAGGAAGAAGGUGCCUAGAUGCAUCAGAUGGCAGGAUAGGAGAGGAAUAGACUGUUUGGGCUCCUUCCUUUCUCCCAUUUGGCUGUAAUCCUUGUGUUUAGGCCACUCAUCAGGGCUCUCUUGAGUAUUUGAGCAUGUGUGUGUACGUGGUAGAGCAAAAGCCAAAGAAGCAGCAGGUAGAUUAUAAUAAAUCUGUAAGAACUGUU
Messenger RNA from Canis lupus familiaris (dog), 1844 nucleotides. It is a transcript of the gene PTGES3L, whose product is annotated as prostaglandin E synthase 3 like. Gene Ontology annotation, cellular component: cytosol; nucleus. The transcript has 7 exons. The record is from RefSeq and is a predicted model, not a curated record. Gene Ontology annotation, biological process: protein folding; chaperone-mediated protein complex assembly. Gene Ontology annotation, molecular function: protein-folding chaperone binding; Hsp90 protein binding. Bases 711 to 1250 code for a protein of 179 amino acids. Lineage: Eukaryota; Metazoa; Chordata; Mammalia; Carnivora; Canidae.